AUGGAGGGAAAGGUUGUGGCUCUGUUCGUGUCGCCCGAGCGUGGCGUGCGCAAUGCCGUUGACCUCGUGCGCGUGUUCCCCGAGGGACUCGAAGGCGAUCGCUUUCGACGCGAGGUGCUGCUGGUGGACGAGGAGACGUUGCUCGAAGCCGGCAUGCAGGUGGGCGGCAUGAAGGAGAACAUCACCGUGCGUGGCUUGGGCCUGGGGCAAUCUGAGCCUGGCGCCCGAUUCCGGGUGGGCGCCGACCUCGUGUUCGAGGUGGGCCAGAAGCUGGCCUGCGUUGGCGAAGACCCCGCUCUCACCGGCAAGCGAGGAGUGUUUGUGCGCCUGACCGAGGGAGAGGGCGUAAUCCACAAGGGCGACGGUGUGCAGCGACUCUAG
Messenger RNA from Acanthamoeba castellanii str. Neff, 381 nucleotides. RefSeq lists its product as uncharacterized. The record is from RefSeq and is a predicted model, not a curated record. The coding region runs from base 1 to 381 and encodes 126 amino acids. Lineage: Eukaryota; Discosea; Longamoebia; Acanthamoebidae. The transcript has 3 exons.